This is a messenger RNA of Oncorhynchus kisutch (coho salmon), 2216 nucleotides long. Its product is annotated as mitochondrial import inner membrane translocase subunit TIM50. Lineage: Eukaryota; Metazoa; Chordata; Actinopteri; Salmoniformes; Salmonidae. The transcript has 11 exons. The record is from RefSeq and is a predicted model, not a curated record. The coding region runs from base 42 to 1238 and encodes 398 amino acids.
ACAUAAGCCAAUCAGGCGCCUUUGUCCUUUUCACUCGCGCUAUGUUCACCGGCUCUUUCCCAUUCAAGAUGUCGGCGACGUCGAUGUUCCCCAUGUGUGUCCGGGCGAGUAGGGGCCUCCUCACGCUCAGGAACUGGAGCAGACGUGGUUCAACCCCUGCAGUGGUGGACUUGAUUCGGGCAGUUUCUACGGAGAAGACAACAGGAGAGGGCAGUGCUACAGGUGGACUCGCUCAAUCAAUCUUGCAAGAGAGGCUUAAGCAGCAACAGAAUAGUCAGGGCCAGCCCCCUCCAGAAGGGGAUGGGGACUCGGAGCAAAAGCAGGACCAGGGAGAGGACAAGAAACAGAAGGAGAACACAGCCUAUGCCAAGAAGAUGGUGAUGCGGUUAGCAGGCCUGAUGGGGAUAGGGGGUGCGGUCGGCAUGGUGUACGUAUUCGGUAGCAAUUCAGUGGAUGAACAAGGAAACACGAUUCCAGAUGAGUUUGAUAACGACGCACCGGUUAUCCAGCAGUUGAGAAGGACGUUGAAGUAUUUCCAGGACUACAGACAGAUGAUCAUUGAGCCCACGAGCCCCAAGCUGCUUCCUGACCCCCUGAGGGAGCCCUACUACCAGCCUCCCUACACCCUGGUCCUGGAGCUCACAGACGUUCUGCUGCACCCCGAGUGGUCGCUGGCUACAGGCUGGCGCUUCAAGAAGAGGCCAGGCAUCGACUACCUGUUCCAGCAGCUAGCCCCUCUCUACGAGAUAGUCAUCUUCACUGCAGAAACAGGCAUGACGGCAUACCCUCUGAUUGACAGCAUCGACCCCCAGGGCUUUGUCAUGUACCGCCUCUUCAGGGACGCCACGCGUUACGUGGAGGGACAUCACGUCAAGGACGUGUCGUGUCUCAACCGGGACACUUCCAAGGUGAUAGUGGUGGACUGUAAGAGGGAAGCCUUCAGCCUGCAGCCUUUCAACGGCAUGGCUCUGACGAAAUGGGACGGCAACUCAGAGGACCGAACACUCUACGACCUAGCUCAUUUUCUCAAGACCAUUGCUCUCAGUGGAGUGGAUGACGUCCGCUCUGUCCUGGAGAACUAUGCACUGGAAGAUGACCCCGUAGAGGCCUUCAAACGCAGACAAGCGCAGCUAGCACAGGAGGAGGAGCAGAGGUUGGCAGAGCUGACCAAGCAGAAGAAGCAGGGCAUGUCCUUAGGCUCCAUUGCCGGAAGGUUCUGGCGUUCCAAACAAGAGUGAGUGGCGCUCUCACUCGCACCCACCAAUCGCAGCCCACCCCUCCACAGUGACAGGCCAAAAGGAUGGUGGGCCACAGUCACUCGGUGGGGUGGGCGGCGGGCGUCUCUGGACACGUGGGCGAGGAGACGAGGAGGAGAGACCAUCCAAUCACCUGGACUUUUGACUGUCGCAAGCAUGUCUUUGGGGGGGGGGAUCACUUCCUGGAUCUCAGAUGCUCUGGUGUAGGUAGUGUAGCACCCCCCCCAUCGAAUUGUCUGUUGGCACUGACGUAUACAAAAUCGGCUGAGUGGUUAGACAUUAUUGAUUGAACCAUUUCAGUCCACAUUAGUUCAUCCACUUCUACCCACCAGCCAGUCAUACAGGGAACAGACCAGAGAACAGUGCUCUUAUCUACAACUUCCAUGCACUUGGAUUUGGUGCUCUGGGAGUUUGAUCAGCUUUGAACAACAGUGAAUGAUUGGUUUUGCUUUGUGCAUAUCUAAGACUGAGCUGGUCAGGGUAAAGGAUAUUAAUGUUGCACUCUGAGACUCUCUAAGCUUCUCUCCACCAAUGAGAAGUCAUGCCUUGGACAGGUACUGCCGAUGCCAAGGGGACUGUGUGCAACAGAGGCUUGUGCUGUAGGAAUGAGUGGGAGAGGCAUUUUCAGCAAAUCAAGCCAAGCCAAGGCAAGCCAUGUGAAAUUGGGCCGAUGCCAGACACUGAGUGAAAAAUGGAUCGACAUGUCUGAAUAUAUGCUUAUUGAAUGUUCUAUUAGAUUCACAAAGUCCCAAAUUAAAGAAAAUAAAAAUCAAUCUAGCAUCUUGUGUGAUUUGGCACAAAUGAACAUGUCAUGUGCACUAAGUCGGUUUAGGUGUUUUCAUGGCAAUGUGUUGAAUAUCCUCUAAAUACCCUGGAAUCUAUACUGAACAAAAAUAUAAACACAACAUGUAAAGUGUUGGUUUCAUGAGCUGAAAUAAAAGAUCCAAGAAAUGUUCCAUA